Colletotrichum aenigma is the source of this 1488-nucleotide messenger RNA. RefSeq lists its product as uncharacterized. NCBI's taxonomy places the organism in Eukaryota, Fungi, Ascomycota, Sordariomycetes, Glomerellales, Glomerellaceae. The coding region runs from base 1 to 1488 and encodes 495 amino acids. The record is from RefSeq and is a predicted model, not a curated record. The transcript is spliced from 3 exons.
AUGUCUUCAGAACACGGUACUCUGUCCCCCACAACCUCUGGCUACGAUGAUGUCCUUCCGCAGGCUAAGCCCCUGGACGAUCUCGCUGUUCAGAUGAAUCACCUAGCCCUGAGCCCCCAAGAGCAGCGCCAGGACGAGGUCCUCUCCAGCCCUCUUCUGACCGUCCCCCUCAUCGACAGAUCGCCUCCCUCUCAAUUCGGCCUCUUCGGCGCUGCCACCUCGGAAGAUUCAUCCUGCGUGGCAGAAGCUCGUCUCUUCCACAACGUCACAUGCCCCUCGAGCGUCUUCAUCUGCGGCAGCCAGGGCUCUGGGAAGAGCAACACGCUCGCGUGCCUCCUUGAGAACUGCCUCAUUCCCAGUCAGCUUGGCAAGUUGCCUUAUCCCCUGACGGGAAUCGUCUUCCAUUACGACAGCUUCGUCUCCGACUCUGGCGGAUUGCCAUGUGAGGCUGCGUUCAUCGCAUCCCACGAGAAGGUGUCAGUCAGAGUUCUCUGUGCCCCGACGAAUGUCCGCACAAUUCGGAGUAUCUACAGCAGCAUUCCGAAUGUCAAGAUCGAGCCCCUGAAGCUGAGUGACGACGACCUCAACACUCGCCGCAUGAACGACCUCAUGGCUGUGGGGGAAAGCGGCUCUAAGCCGUUGUAUAUGCAGGUGGUCAACCGCAUCCUGCGAGACAUGCGUUUAGAGCAGCAAAAUACCGGACUCGGCUUCAGCUAUGACAAGUUCAGAAAGUAUUUGGCCUUAGAGGACCUGACCCCAGGCCAGCUAAACCCUUUGAACCAGCGCCUCGAUACUCUUGAAAGUUUCAUGGUUAAGGGAGGUGGUUUCGUAGAUGAUACGAUUGAUUGGAAGCCUAAGUCGGGUCAACUGACGGUUAUCGACCUCUCCUGCCCUUGCGUGACGGCAGAGCUGGCUUGCUCUCUCUUCAACAUGUGCCUUUCCCUCUUCCUCGAGCAAAAGUCAUCCAUCGGCCGCGUCGUUGCCCUCGAUGAAGCUCACAAGUAUAUGAAGGAGUCCGAGGAAAGCCAGACAUUGACCAACUCCCUUCUUGAGACCAUCCGCCUUCAGCGUCAUCUCGGCGUCCGUAUCCUUAUCUCAACCCAAGAACCUAUGGUUUCGACAAAACUCCUCGACCUAUGUUCCAUGACGGUCGUGCAUCGUUUCACCUCUCCUGACUGGCUGCGCACACUGAAAACCCACCUGGCGGGUAUCUCAUCGAUGUCAGUUAUGAUGGCUGACGAAGAGGAUGAGACCCAGGCAGUGAAUCCGGUCACUAUCGGAGGCAAGGACCCGAUGAUGGAGAUUUUCUCCAUGAUUCUUUCGCUGCAAACGGGACAAGCUCUUGUCUUUGCACCGAGUGUGGUGCUUGGCCCGCAGGAAAUGGUUAAGGAUGGACAGACUGUGCUUCAGCGACUGGCUCAUCGAGCUCUACGAGUCAAGAUUCGGUCUCGACUGACCAGGGAUGGAGGAAGAACUGUGAUGGCUUGA